UUCAAUCAAGUCUUUACAUAGGAAAUGACUGACCAUCAGAGAGAGGCAGAUAGAACAAAAGGGAAGGAGUUGGCGACAACCUCUUCGGAGUCUUCUCCAUUGGGGUGGAGCACUUACAAUGCUCACUUUGUCCGACUAGCUAUCGAAAAAGUUGCUUGCCCUGGUACCACUGAUAUAACAGAUAGAGAGAUCUUCUUUGACACAGUCAGACAGAUGCAGGAUAUUGUUACAAAAGAGCCCAAGCUUCCCACUCUCCCAGAGGAGCUGGACUUGCAUAGGCUUUUCCUAGAGGUGAUUUCUCGAGGUGGGAAGCGAAAGAUUGAGAAGGAAGGAUUGUGGGAAGAGGUCCGUGAUGUUAUUUACCCAAAUAUGGCAGUUUCUGACCUGCUUGAUCUUUAUGAUGAGUACCUGCUUCAUUACUGUGAAGAUUUCAUUGUCCAAAAUAAUGCUGCCUCUGAACAAAGUUCAACUACAACACCAGCUGAAGCACAUCAGAGGUUCAGACAAAGGCUACCUGCAGCACAAGGCCCGUGUAUUGCUACCGAAAAGAGAGAGAGCAAUUUUUAUCCAGAUCUGCCAUUGACUUCACCUGCAAUGUUAAACCAAGUACCAGAUAUGGAAGUGUUAACUCCACCAACAAUGCUACCAAAUCAUUCAAGUUCACUUUGGGCAAUGGCGGACAGCUGGUUUCCAAUAAAUACUCAAGCCAAGAUCAGUCAACAACAGCAGCAAAAUAUCCUCUCAGCUCCAUGCUCAAGUUCAAUUCCAACAGAAGAAGAGGUUGCGGAAGGACUCCGCCUCCUUACAGAAUCUAUACCAGAGUGGUACUGGGACAAAUCCUUGGAUCCUCAGCUGGAUGCAGUUGCAAGCUCAGAUCUGGGUGAAGAUUAUCAAGGAAUGGACCCAACCCUAUACUUUGACGUAAAAGAACUUGCCCCUACAAUGAGUUCAACUGCAAGAACAUUCCCAACACAAGGGGAGGUUGGAACAGAGCUCCUCUUGACACAAGCUGAAUCUGCUUCUAUGCCAGAGAGGGACUGGAACAUGUCCUUGGAUUCUCAGCUGGAUGCAGUUAAAAACCCAGAUCUGACUCAACCUGAUCAAGCUCCUUUGCUGGGUUCCUAUACAGGAACGGAGCCAAUCCCAUACUUUAAAGCAGAAGCUCCAGAGUUGAAUUCGACUGCAAGACCAAUAGAAGCUCGACUUGAAAUUAAACCAAGGCUCACAUUAGCAGUAGGUCAAGUUACUCCUACAAGUCAGAGGAAAGUUAGUGAUUCAUUGCCUACAGAUGAUCUGGCUAAUGCAGAGAAGAAGAAACUGAAGACAGAAGCAGCAGAACUUCAACCAAGUGCACCAUCUGAAUACAAUAUCUCUGUAAAAGAACAGUGGGUUAGUAGUGACAGACCAGGCGACAUACAGAUGAAAGCUGAAGAAUCAGGGAGUCUAAAAGAGGCUGAAAAAUCCGUUGAUAACCAAAAAGCUGUGGAAGACAAACGGAGAUCUGACAGAAAUAUAUCCAUGACAGAAAUCCUAAUGCAAAAGGCAAAAGCUGAGAUACAUUGCAAUGUGGGAUCUGGUGAAAAGGCUAAACCAGAAGGUGAAAAAGACGUAGACAAAAGUUUGAACAUGGAGUUAUUAACAGGGGCAACACAUGGUAGAAAAGGAAUUUCUGGAAAAGGCUAUUUGGAAGGAGAGAAAACUGCAGACUAAGAUUUGGAUAAAGUCUCAACUCCAGGGACAGGACAUGGAAGAAAAUGAAGCGAAAUCAGAAGAGGUUUUAGCCCUUCUCAUGGAAUGA
Messenger RNA from Quercus lobata, 1798 nucleotides. RefSeq lists its product as uncharacterized. The record is from RefSeq and is a predicted model, not a curated record. NCBI's taxonomy places the organism in Eukaryota, Viridiplantae, Streptophyta, Magnoliopsida, Fagales, Fagaceae. The transcript has 10 exons. Gene Ontology annotation, molecular function: DNA binding. Bases 25 to 1710 code for a protein of 561 amino acids.